AUGACGAGAGUUGAAUAAACCUGCACAACUGAACUAGCAACCUAUUUAUUACCCGAUAUUUUAUGUGUUUUCAUUAACCUUUUGUUUAUUAAUGGAUGGAUUUUUCUUUGUUUAUGUUUAUACCGGCAUAUUUAAUUAUUGAAGACUUAAAGAAACUCAUAGGAAGUGUGUGAUAUUUAUAUUGUGUGUAACCACGGAUUUUGGCAAGAAAUGCAUUCGAAAGAAGCCAUGAUGUUCUGACAAAAUUAUUCUGUAUUCCAUUUCCGUUUGUGUUUAGAAAACUAUUUUGUGUAUAUUGAGGCCAAAGAACCAUGUCUUCAAGAGCUGUGGUAGAUCGUAUCGAUCCUUUUACAAGUAAAGCCUCAAUAAAGUCGAAAAAGCAAAAACGUUCACAAGGUUCAUCUCAUUACCGAACAAAAAAUGCACCAGAAUUGCAGGCUUUGCCGCAUUUAAAAGAUACACCUCAUGGAGAGCAGUCAGAUUUAUUUAUCAAAAAACUUCAACAGUGUUGUGUCGUGUUCGAUUUUAUGGACCCAGUAUCGGACUUAAAGAGUAAAGAGGUCAAAAGAGCAUGUCUUAAUGAGUUAGUAGACUAUAUAACAGCCACAAGAGGAGUAUUGACGGAGCCAUGCUAUCCUGAGAUUGUUCGAAUGAUUGCAUGUAACAUAUUCAGAACGUUACCACCCAAUGAUAAUCCGGAUUUCGAUCCAGAAGAAGAUGAUCCGACAUUAGAAGCCUCUUGGCCACACCUACAGAUUGUUUAUGAAUUUUUCCUGCGGUUUUUAGAAUCUCCUGAUUUCCAACCGAGUCUUGCUAAGAAAUAUAUAGAUCAAAAAUUUGUUUUACAGUUGUUGGAGCUAUUUGAUAGUGAAGAUCCUAGAGAGAGAGAUUUCCUCAAAACUGUAUUGCAUAGAAUUUACGGGAAAUUUCUUGGACUUAGAGCUUUUAUAAGAAAACAAAUUAAUAACAUAUUUCUCAGGUUUAUAUAUGAAACAGAGCAAUUUAAUGGAGUUGGAGAGUUACUAGAAAUUUUAGGCAGCAUUAUAAAUGGGUUUGCUCUGCCACUGAAGACUGAACACAAGCAGUUUCUACUGAAAGUUUUAAUACCAUUACAUAAAAUUAAAACUCUAAACAUGUAUCAUGCUCAGCUUGCUUAUUGUGUUGUGCAGUUUCUAGAAAAAGAUGCUACUUUAACUGAAGAGGUUAUUAAAGGAUUGUUGAAGUUCUGGCCAAAGACUUGUAGUCAGAAAGAGGUGAUGUUUCUAAGUGAGAUAGAAGAAAUUUUAGAUGUUAUUGAGCCUACUCAGUUUCAAAAGGUUAUGGAGCAACUGUUCAGACAGAUAGCUAGAUGUGUAUCAAGUCCACACUUUCAGGUCGCAGAAAGAGCAUUGUAUUAUUGGAAUAAUGAUUACAUCAUGACCCUGAUAGAAGAAAACUCCAAUAUAGUGCUUCCAAUUAUGUUCCCGGCAUUAUACAAAAUUUCCAAAGAGCAUUGGAACCAAACCAUUGUAGCACUUGUCUAUAAUGUUCUCAAAACCUUUAUGGAAAUGAAUAGUAAAUUAUUUGAUGAGUUAACAUCGAAUUACAAAUCUGAACGACAAAAAGAAAAGAAGAAAGAAAAAGAUAGAGAGGAAUUAUGGAAGAAAUUAGAGAAAAUAGAAGUUAAUAGUAAAGGAAAGAAGAAGUCUUAAAACCACAUCAAUUUAGGAGCUGUGUUAUGAAUUUUGGCAAUCCAGACAUCUGUGAUGCAACCAUUUUGCUAAAUAUAUCAUUGACUUGUUGAGAGAGUGAAGAAUGAAAGUCGUCAGCCUUUCCCUGGCUAUAUUA
Molecule: messenger RNA, 1827 nt
Organism: Mytilus trossulus (common blue mussel)
Lineage: Eukaryota; Metazoa; Mollusca; Bivalvia; Mytilida; Mytilidae
Product: serine/threonine-protein phosphatase 2A 56 kDa regulatory subunit epsilon isoform-like
Exons: 12
Coding region: 312-1691 (459 amino acids)
Biological process (GO): signal transduction; protein dephosphorylation
Cellular component (GO): nucleus; protein phosphatase type 2A complex; cytosol
Molecular function (GO): protein phosphatase activator activity
Source: RefSeq, a predicted model, not a curated record